Messenger RNA from Aedes aegypti (yellow fever mosquito), 5847 nucleotides. It is a transcript of the gene Pkc53E, whose product is annotated as protein kinase C, brain isozyme. The transcript has 14 exons. Gene Ontology annotation, biological process: protein phosphorylation. The record is from RefSeq and is a predicted model, not a curated record. NCBI's taxonomy places the organism in Eukaryota, Metazoa, Arthropoda, Insecta, Diptera, Culicidae. Gene Ontology annotation, molecular function: zinc ion binding; diacylglycerol-dependent serine/threonine kinase activity; ATP binding. Bases 967 to 2970 code for a protein of 667 amino acids.
UUUCGAUUUUUGCGAGCUUCUACUGUUACCUUCCGUCAGUGGAAAUAAUGGUGUGCAAAUGUAUGAUAAUACAGUGAAUUAAUAAUAACCUACAUGCUGAGGUAGGAAAAAGCUAUUCCUGGAAGAAACACUCUAGUCUAGGCUGGUCAGUCUUGUUCUACAGUUCGUCAACCAAUAUAUCAAAUUCUUCUAAAUCAGUCGGAAUUUGAAGUCUGAUUUGCAUUUGUCCACAAGCAUCAUCGGAUUACUUCCAAAAUUGAUAACCAAUCGAUUCCAUGUCAUUUUCGCCUGACUGGUGAUUUGACUUGCACUCCGCUCUCAGCUCAACUUUUCUGCACUGCAACUGGUUCUAGUGCCAGUGCAAAACCACCAACAAAGAACAUAAUUUAAUUCAGAAGCGAGCGGAAAAUUGCCAUCGAUAUCCAUACCGCUUGCAAUAUCCAUUUUUCACAGCGAAUUUUCCAUCCACAAUUUGCACCAACACACAAGCGGACGGCGGGAGUGAAAAACCUCUGAGCAACUGAGAGAAAAUUCUCACCCACCGAACGCGAAUCAGGAUAUGAUGAUGCACGCCGUGGUUGUGUUUGUGUGAGUGUGUGUGGUACAAUUUGGAAACAGUAGCAGUAGUAUUAGUUGCGAGGAAAAAUUUGUAGUGAGAGAAAUUUGCAAGGAGCGCUAGUGAGAUCGUGAGCAGAAAAUUUUGCCUCAGUGAAAGUGCGUAUUCUUGCGCCGAGCAGGGGGUGCCGUAGCGAAACGUGUGGUUUAGAAGCAACAGCGCAACCUGUGCUAGUUUUCUGGAACAAGACACAGCAGAGCGAAGAAAACGCAGUGAAAAUACGAUAGGAUUUCAUCAGUGCAAAAAAAAAGAGCAGUCAUAGUGCGUUGCCUAGAUUCGGUGGUAAUUUGUGCGGUGAGUGUAAGUUAUUUUGCGGAGUAGGCGAGGAAAAAUAGUGAACCGUCGUCAUCAUGGCCGAGGAGGAGAACACCUUGGACGAGAUGCCCGAGAACGAGAACAAGUUCGCGAUGCGGAACCGCGGCCGCAAGGGAGCGCUGAAGAAGAAGAACGUCUAUAAUGUCAAGGAUCAUCGCUUCAUCCCGCGCUUCUUCAAGCAGCCCACGUUCUGCUCGCACUGCAAGGAUUUCAUCUGGGGAUUUGGCAAGCAAGGCUUUCAAUGUCAAGUUUGUUCCUUCGUCGUCCACAAACGAUGCCACGAGUACGUGACGUUCAAAUGUCCCGGAGCUGAUAAAGGAGCAGACUCAGACGACACUCGUACCAAACAUGAGUUUAAAGAGUGGACCUAUUCGAGUCCCACCUUUUGCGAUCAUUGUGGUUCGUUACUGUACGGUUUAAUUCAUCAAGGGCUUAAGUGUACAGCAUGUGAUAUGAACGUACACAAGCGGUGCGAGGAAAGCGUGCCGAACUUGUGCGGCUGUGACCACACCGAAAGGAGAGGGCGCAUCCAGUUAGCCACCACAAACCAGGGCAACAAGCUCAACAUUCUAGUAAAACAGGGACGCAACUUGAUUCCAAUGGAUCCGAACGGUUCCAGCGAUCCGUACGUCAAGAUCAAGCUCAUUCCAGACUCGGAUAACGUGAAGAAGAAAACAAAAACCAUCCGAGCGUCGCUGAAUCCGGUGUGGAACGAAACCAUUUCUUUUGAUCUCAAACCCGAGGACAAGGACCGCCGGAUCCUGAUCGAGGUCUGGGACUGGGAUCGCACCUCGAGGAACGACUUCAUGGGGUCGUUGUCGUUUGGAAUUUCGGAGAUUCUGAAAAACCCCGUCGACGGUUGGUUCAAGCUGUUGACCCAGGAGGAGGGCGAAUACUACAACGUUCCGGUGCCGGAGGAGGGCACCGAUCUGGUGCAGCUCAAGAGUCAGAUGAGGAAAACGUCCAUAUCGAAGAAGCCACCGGUGCUCUGCGACAAGGACGUUCCUCACAACAUGGGCAAGAAGGAUGUGAUACGGGCUACGGACUUCAACUUCCUAAUGGUACUGGGCAAGGGAUCGUUCGGCAAGGUCAUGCUGGCCGAGCGGAAGGGAUCGGACGAGCUGUACGCCAUCAAGAUCCUGAAGAAGGACAUCAUCAUCCAGGACGACGAUGUCGAGUGCACUAUGGUGGAGAAACGAGUGCUGGCCCUGUCCAGUAAACCACCGUUCCUGGUACAACUACAUUCCUGUUUCCAAACCAUGGACCGAUUAUACUUUGUCAUGGAGUACGUCAACGGUGGUGAUCUCAUGUUCCAGAUACAGCAGUGCGGCAAAUUUAAGGAACCAGUGGCAGUAUUCUACGCAUCGGAAAUCGCCAUCGGGCUCUUCUAUCUGCACACCCGGGGCAUCGUGUACCGCGACCUGAAGCUGGACAACGUGCUGCUGGACCAGGAUGGACAUAUCAAGAUCGCCGACUUCGGCAUGUGCAAGGAGGGCAUCGUCGGUGACAAAACCACGAAAACGUUCUGCGGCACACCGGACUACAUCGCGCCGGAGAUUAUUUUGUAUCAACCAUAUGGAAAAUCGGUCGACUGGUGGGCCUACGGUGUGCUUCUGUACGAAAUGCUGGUGGGACAACCGCCGUUCGACGGAGAAGACGAAGAGGAAUUGUUUGCGGCCAUCACCGAUCACAACGUGUCGUACCCGAAGAGUUUGAGCAAGGAAGCCAAAGAUGUUUGCAAGGGGCUGUUGACCAAGAACCCGCAGAAACGUUUGGGGUGUGGAGCCCGUGGCGAAGAGGACGUCCGGGCCCAUGCGUUCUUCCGUCGGAUUGAUUGGGAAAAGAUCGAGAAUCGUGAGGUGCAGCCACCGUUCAAACCGAAGAUCAAACAUCGUAAGGAUGUGUCGAACUUUGAUCGUCAGUUCACUUCGGAGAAAACGGAUCUGACACCGACGGAUAAGCUGUUCAUGAUGAACUUGGACCAGACCGAGUUCAACGGAUUCUCCUAUCUCAAUCCGGAAUUUGUGCAACACAUCUAAGGAAUUUAGCCCGUUUUUUGGAAUGCAGCAGUCCGUUUAGCGUAGAUUCGAAAAUCGAAAUUCCCUGCUCAACAACAUCCACCAAACGAUUGAUCCAUUGAUAGCUAGAAGCCAGCAGGUGUGAAUCCAAAGAUGUGCGAGAAAAAAAAAACCCCAACUAGAUGUCGUAGGUGAAUCGUAAUAGGAAUUUUCUCAAUAUCGUGAUGUUACCCUUAAAACAAACCACUUUUGCUAUGGCACUUCGGCCAGUUUUCCAGCUAGUGUGUUUCAAAACCAGUCUACAUUUCGGUCUUCCUCUCGCUGAAAACUAACUUAGAUACUGUGAAACCAUUCGAAACGAACAAAUAUCGACACCAAAAUGCUCAGCAUCACACGCCGGCAAUAGCUUAGCUUGUGCAAAUGAAAAUGAUAAUCCGUAUGAGUUUCCAUGUCUUUUGAAAGCAAAAAUGUUGUGAGAAAUCAGUACGGAAAGUAAGAUAAAUCCAGGCCAAAUAAUCUCGUAGUUCUGUUACUUCUACUAUUUAAUGUGGCACCUUGUUAUUUACUAUACACCACAAACACACACCCGUUUUAUAUUUAAGGAGUAAAAUGUGGAAACUUUUUGAACUAUUAUUCCAUAUACAACACGAGAAGAGUAAAAGAUUGAAUCUAUUUAAUAGCAAGAAACAUAAAAAAAUAGAAAAUCCAUUGAUGUUGAAGUAGGAUGAUAAGCAUAAUACACAUACUCACCAGCAACGGGGGCGCGUUACAGUGCGCCCAAAUCUACCAGAUUUGAAUCACUCACAUAAACUUGCAUGUUUGGCACCACUUGCAAUUUGCAGAAAAGAAAAAUAGCAAGCGCGGUCCUUCUCGAUCCUUCCCUUUAGCUGUUAUCGCUUUCGCUCGCCUUCUUGGAUUGCCCAGCACGACUAUCGUGCAAUACUAAAUAUGAAUUUUAUUUCACCUGUCGUGGUUGCUAGGCAACGAGUUGUCCCCACAAAAUGCGAUAAGGUGCGACAACGGAAUGUGACGCAUUUUGGGACGUAGUAAUAGUCGGACUCACAUUAGUUAUCAAUUCUAGCACUACACACGACCUCUAGUUUGACAAAUUGCAGUACACUGUGGUUAACUUUUCACAUGUUUCAGUCUGAGAUGAGACUCGCGAAGUCGGUCUUCUUUUUCUAUGGUUGCUGAGAUUUUUUUAUUCGAUUCUGUGUUUACACAAAUUUGUGCGCUAAAUGUUCAAGCUCUUACAUGAACUCAAUGGCAAACAUAAAUCGCAUUUGCAUCGUACCAAGCUCAGACAUGCUUUUUAAGUGAAAUUUCAUAUCCGCAAUUUCUAUUGUUUGUAUUGAAAUUUUCUCUAGAGCAUUCCUUCGUUAAAUACAUCAGGGGGUUUCAAACUGUUUGGCUCACGGAGCACUUUUUAAAAUCAAAUACUGCGCGGAGCAUCUGUUCAUUUGAAAUCCGGAAAUUUUGAAACGUUUAGAUCGAUCCUGGAAAGCCUAUCAAAAUCGAGAACAGACUUUAAUGUUCAUUUUUUUUUUAUUUAGUUUGAAAACAAUUUGAAAAGAUAUACUUACAUUGGUGUUGCUUGGCAUCCAAACGGAAUUGUAUUUGGUUUUCCGCAAAAAAUACUCCGAAAUAAGAUGGUUUCAACCAGUAGAAUUGCUCUCGUUAAGAAAUUUUUUAAGUUAUGUUCAUACAAGUAAAACAUAGCUUAGUAGCAAUAUAUUCAUAAUUAACUCUCUUGAAACAUAGUGCAUGGAAAUCUUGUAAAGGUGCAACGAUAAAUGGCAUCUCUUCUUUGACACAGACAAUUAGUUUAUUUGUUAGGAUGUUUUUAUCAACCAUAACGUGUUUUAGAAAGUGAAUUGAAACCACUCCUCAAAUUUUUAAUAAGAAAAAUCAACAGUGAAGAGUGCAUUAAGCUGAAAAUUCAAUAUUUGUGAUCAUAUAUUUCGUUAUGAUUAAAUAUAUUUGAUAGCAUUUUUCACAAAAUUCAUAGUGUAUUUUCAAACAAAACUAAAGAUAUUUGACAACAUUUGGAGAUAUUUUAUGAGCUGUCGUGAACAUCUGUCCAGACUUUGAGGAGCACCUAGUGCUCUGGCGAGCAUGAUCUGAAAAACGCUGAAUAGAUCAGCAUGUGGAAAAAAACCUCGAGAAAUUUAGAAAAUUCUUUUCCACAGAUUUCAAUUGAUGAAAGAUGUUUUGGAAGCAACUGAAGAGUAAACUUUGAAGAAUGUCCAGAAAGAAACUAUGGAGUUAAAUCUAUUGUGAAAUAUUUAGACAGUGAUGGAAGAAUUGUUAGGAGAAUUCCUUGAGGAAUCUUUGAAAAAAUCUCGGACAACAUUGAUGUUGAUUUAAUCUAGAACAGGCAAUCAUUUGAGAAGUGUUUGUAAUAAUUUGUGGAGGAAUUUCUGUGUUUUGGAGUUAUCUAAUAAAAUGAAAAGAGGAAAACGAGGGAAAUCUUUUAAAAGAGAUCCUGGAAAAAUGUCUGGCAAAUUCUUUAAAAAAAUCUAAGAAAAGGAAAGAACAACUUCUUAAAAGAUUUCCUGAAAGAAAUCUUAGAUAUUUUUUGGGAUAAAUUCUCGAAGUUAUUUUUUUGCGAAAACCAUCAGCAGAAUCCUGGAGUAAUCCAAGGAUGUAAUUUUGGACGAAUAUUUUCAAUAAUUCAUGGAAGAAAUCUUCUCUUUAGGAGUUUCUGAGGCAAUCUUUUGAGGAAUAUCAGGAGCUCUCAAUGUGUUCCUCCUAAGGAGAAUCUCUGGAGAAAAUAUUGCAUUGAUCUCAUAAAGAGAACUUUAAAAAAUACUUGACUGCAAAAAUCCUGGUGUAAUCCUCUAAAAAAAUCAUGGCAAUCCAUGCAGAUCUUUGUAGCAAAAACCAUUAGGAGUAUCC